This is a messenger RNA of Prorocentrum cordatum, 2969 nucleotides long. The record is from the annotation of a GenBank genome assembly. NCBI's taxonomy places the organism in Eukaryota, Dinophyceae, Prorocentrales, Prorocentraceae.
CCUCCGAGCCUUCCGAAAAGGCCUUCUCCUUCUCGUUUCCCCCCCUCGCUCGCCGCCAGCUUGGCUUGCUUGGAUUGGCCUCCCCCGCGGCCUAACGCCGCGCACCAAAGGUCUCACUCUUGCCCAGGGCCGCUCCGUGCGUGCAGCCGAUUAUCGCCGAGGGCACGCUCGACGACGAGCUGGCCCUCGUGGUCGCCAUCCUCCACGAGCGCCGCCGCGGGGCGCGCUCCCGCUGGGCCGGCUACCUGGCCUGCCUGGAGCACGACGAGCCCCGCUCGCCGGCGGGCUGGACACGGCAGGAGCAGGAGCUGCUCGCCGGCACCGAGUGCGACCGCUGCGACGCCGCGGGCUGGCGCGAGGGCGCCCCGCGGAGGCGCUCGGAGCAGAGCCGGGAGCUCCUGAGGGGAAUGGCCCCCCUGCUGCGCCGCCUGAUGCCGCGGGCCCCCCCGGUGGCUGCCGCCGAGUUCGCGCGGGCUAUGUACUGGAGCGAGUCGCGGGCUUUCGAGGUCGCAGGCCCUGGCGGCUCCCGUGAGAUGCUGUGCCCUUUCAUGGACAUCUUCAACCACAAGGCGGCGGUGGUGCCGCGACAAGGCGCGGCGCUCGCUGGGCCCACGCGCGGCGCGCCGCGCCCAGACGUCGCCGUGUGCAGCGGCGGGCCGGCAGGCCGCGGGGGGGUCUCCGUCGUGGCCGUGUCGCGCGUGGAGGUCGGCCGCGAGGUGUUCAACUGCUACGGCGAGCACGGGAACGCCAAGCUCCUGAUGGACUACGGCUUCUGCUGCGAGGGCAACCCGCACGACAGCCUCGUCCUUCGCCCGGCGGACCUCGUCCGCGCGGCCGCCGCCGCGCAGGGCGAGCCCCCCGCCAAGAUCCGCGCGCGCCUGCGCGACGUGCUCCGCCCCUGGCGCUUCGUGUCCGCGGCGGCUGCCAGGCGGGAGGCCUGCGGCGACGCCGCCGACGCGGAGGACGAGGACGAGGACGAGGGCGAGCUCUGCGUAAACCGUGGGAUUCCUGCAGGCAUGCGGUUCGAGCGCGCGGGAGGCAUGCCCGAAGGCCCCGCCUUCCAGGCCGGCGGCGACGACGCCCGGAGGUACGGCCACGAUGGCGGCUCCGCGGACCCUCGUCGCAGCGGCUCGGUGCAGCCUGGCGCGUGGAGGGAGGCCGUCAUGGUGCUGGCGCUCGCCGCAGGGGUGCUGCUCUUCGGCAAGGACAUCGUCGGGGAGAUGCUGCACAGGUGCAAGAACAUUGGCUGGCACACCCCAGAGCAGAGCUACUCCGAGGAGGCGGCCCACGGUGUGGACGAGUACUUCCCCAUGCACAUGCGGGGCGCGAUUGUCAUGGCGAUUGAGGCCGUCGGGAGCACGCCCGACGUUCUCACGGACGCGGUCGCCGACUUCUCCAGGAACGUCAGCCGGAGCUGUGCCGAAGAUCCGCGGGUCACGCCGUACGCGCCCCUGGUGCUGGGAUACUACCUGGACGCCGGCGGCUACCACCCGCCUGAGGAUCUCCUGAGGGCCGAGUUUGUCUCCGCCGACCAGCGGAUGACCAUCCUCGUCAUCCAAGCCACUAAGAUGAGCGGCAAUUGGAAUGACGCCAACGCGUUCCUCCAGGAGUAUUGCGGCUUGGCUCCACCAGGCUACGUGCUGCACAUCACCGGCAUACCGGAGGUGCUCGGCGGCGACGGGUGUUUCGAGGGCGUGCAUGCGAAGGUGAACACGAGGGACAUGAGCUUCGAGUGCAUCUUCCGGGCGGAGAUGUGCACCCUGCCCGUCGCGAUGUACAUCGUAGGCAGCAUCGUGAAGAGCGGGCGGCUCCUGGUGCUGCCCCUCGUCACGGUGGCCGUCUCCUUUGUGGUCGGCGCCCUCCUGACGAUACCCUGGAUGAGCUCCGUGAAGGUGCCCCCCGACGCGGUGGCUGCCAUGGGGUCGGUCACCCUGGCGCUCUGCCUAGACUACAGCCUCUUCAUCCUCAGCCGGUUCGCCGACCAGCACCGCGAGGGCAUGCCGCUGCAGCAGAACAUAGACCUGAUCCGCCGGUACACCAACCGCACCAUAGCUGUCAGCGGCUCCCUGGUGACCAUCGCUCUCUUCGGCAGCCUCCUGCUGCCACAGGGGAACCUGCAGGGCUCGGGGGUCGCCCUUGGCUGGGUGACCAUCGCCUGCGUGGCCACCAGCACCGUGCUGAUGCCCGCCAUGCUGCUGGUCUUUGGCCACGCGCUCGUCGGCUCCUCGGGCGUUCCCCUGAGGCUCGGUGACCACCAGCUGCAGGGCUACGUAGACCACGAGGAGACGAGCGACGCCGUGGGGCCGAGGGCGCAGGGGCAGGAAAAGAGCAGCUGGCUCUCCGUGGCGAGGCUCGUGGACCGCUCCCCCGUCGCCGCCAUGGUGGCCGUGCUCGCCCUGACCUCUCCCGCGCUCUUGAAGUUCCCGGAGAUGAACAUCACUGGGGACGCCUUCGCCAUGAUGCCCAUGGACAUGCCCGCCCUCGCGGCGCUCCGGCGCGUGCAGCGGGACUUCCCGGUGGGUUUCCUGGAACCGUUCACCAUCGUGGUGACGGCCCCGGAGCAGGGCGCCGGCAGGGUCGACCUGAACCUGGAGGUGAUGGACGGGCUGUCGUCCGCUCGCGGCCACGACCUGCAGGCCGCGGCCGCGCACCUCGGGCUCGACGGCGGAGAGGCGGCCGGCCUGGCUGGGCUGCUGGCGUCGGCCAGCAGCGCGCUGGGGGCCCAGGAGGGCGCCGCGCAGCCGCCCGCGGAGGCGUGCGGGCCCGCGUCCCGCAUCGACGCGGCCGUCCGGGCCGGCUCGGCGUUGGAGCGGCAGAGGGCCGGGGGCGCCGGCGACGCCGUGGCGCUGGCCUCCGCGGCGAGGGCGGCGAGGACGGUGGCCUGCAACACCAGCGAGGUCUUCGAGGCCGUUGCCGCGGCCGCGCCGCUGCUGCGGCGCCGGCGGGCUGGCGCCGCGGCCGAGGAGGCU